Molecule: messenger RNA, 2958 nt
Organism: Penicillium canescens
Lineage: Eukaryota; Fungi; Ascomycota; Eurotiomycetes; Eurotiales; Aspergillaceae
Exons: 9
Coding region: 1-2958 (985 amino acids)
Biological process (GO): secondary metabolite biosynthetic process; regulation of DNA-templated transcription
Molecular function (GO): zinc ion binding; DNA-binding transcription factor activity, RNA polymerase II-specific; monooxygenase activity
Source: RefSeq, a predicted model, not a curated record
AUGGAAGAUUCAGUUGGCCGCCAUCCAAAAGCAUGUUUAACCUGCGCUAAGGCUAAAGUUCGAUGUUCACCAGAGGCGAAUGGGCCGUGUCAGCGUUGCCGCCGCUUGGGUAAAGAAUGCGGCAAUCAACUACCAGGGGCUCAUCGGCGCUCAAAACGAUCAGGAACAAAUGGCUCCGAUGUCGCUAUAUUGGAAGCCAAGCUGGACCGCAUGGUCGCUAUGCUGGCUGAUUCAGCUCCAAGGUCAUCUGGUAGGGAAGAAAGUGUCGCGUCUCCCGGUGAUGUCGACGGCCAGCUUUUGAUGGAAGUGUUCAUGAAUAGAAUGCUGCCUCUCUUUCCUUUCCUGGUGAUCCCCACACAUGUCACCGCGGAAGAACUGCGUCGAGACAAACCAUUUCUGUAUAUGAAUAUUUCAAUGAUUGCAUGUCCAAAUGCUCCACAUCAACGGAAAAUCGCUGAUGCAGUGCAAGAAUAUGUAGCAGAGCACAUCAUCAUCAAAGGAGAACAGAGUCUGGAUCUACUUCAGGGUCUUCUUCUCAAUGUGACCUGGUUCACCACCGUCAGCCGUUUCCCACGGGGUGCUGCUCGCUGUGAAACCAAUCCUGACGUGCUGAGAUACGAGACAGAUGCUCGCCAUGUUACCCGCAACACUGCUCAGAUUGAUAAUUUUGUGCACCUCCUUGUGGCUCAGUCAGUGAGCUUGGGUUUAAACCAGGAUCCAACCUACCAGAAAAACCUCAAUUAUCCGUUGACUUAUAUAAGAGAAACCAUACACGGGGACAAUCACAAUCCUCCACGCACAUUGGAAGAGCGUCGAGCUUACCUUGGAUGCUACUAUAUGACUACGAUGCUCUCUGCAUGUGCGAAAGACUUGGGCACAAUUAUUCGCUUUACAAAAUAUACCGAAGAUUGCUGCGAUGUUCUGGAGCAGGCUGCAGAAUAUCCCUCCGAUGGUUAUUUGGUUCAAUUGGUUCGGGUAAUGAAUCUUGCAGAAAAGAUUCACAACACUAUGUAUCGAACCGAACUUCAUUUUUCAUCUGCCCCAUCUCCGCCUCUUGGACUGAGCAUACGAUGGCUCGAAGCUGAGCUUAAACAACUCAAAGCUCGAAUGCAGUACGAGGAACCAUACUCGACCAUUCUCUCAUUCCACUACAACACGCUGGAAAUUCACCUUUACCGAGUUGCCCUGAGUGCAAAUCAGUCCGAAUCUCACUACGGCGACUAUCCUCUAGCGAGAUUAGAUCUCCUGUUCCGGGCACUGGAAGCAACAAGUUCGUUCUUCAGAAACAUGUACUCUCUUCCCGCCUCCCUUUUCCCUUAUUUUCCAUUCACUGUCAUGAGUCAAUUCGGAAAGGCGAUGAUCACCCUUUCCCAACUCUCCCUUCACAACCAUGCAGGCUGGGACCGAACGUACGUGGAAAGCACGAUAGACUUCAACCAGGUGAUCAACACUAUGGGAGAAAAGCUUAAAGAAAGCCGACCAUUCUUCGAGCAGGUUCUAAACAAAGAGUCUGGUCCAGCGGAGCUGCCUGAGAUUUUUGAAAGAAUGGCCCUUCGAGGGAACGUGAUAAAGCAAAUGCAUCAGAAGAGGAAAGACGCGCUAGAGCAGACCACGCCCCCGGCAACUCUGAAUCUCAUGGAUUACGACUUCAUGAUGAAUACGCCUUUCGAUAUUUUAUUUCCCUUCGGAGACAGCUUCACAAUUGGACCAACUGCCAUCCGUGCCGUUCAACAAUGGCCAGAUAUGGCAGAGAAGAAUGAGAGAAUAGCCGACAGCCCAUGGAUUUCAUGGCACAAAAUCAACGGCGAAAGAAUUUCAGGCCCUGAACCUCUCAGGUUUAACCCUAUUGUAAACAGCAGCGGUCAAGACGAAGCUCCACAUCGGGUAUACCGGCAUAGCCGUCCUGCUUUCCAUAAAAUGUUAUCGGAUCAAGCCGAAAGGAUUGGAAUCAUUGUGGAAUACGGCAAGAGAGUUAUUGGAUACUACGAGGUAGACGACAAAGCGGGUGUUACUUUGGAAGAUGGAGAGAGGAUUGAAUCUGACAUUGUUAUUGCUGCUGAUGGGAUCGGAAGCAAAUCAUCUAUGGUGACCAUGGGUCGAGAGCUUAGAGCUCGUUCUUCUGGUUGGGCGAUGUACAGAGCUGCGUUUCCUGUGGAACUGGCAAUGGUAGAUCCUAUGGUUCGGGAGCGAUUCCAGCUGCUGGAGGAUGGGACAUCCGUGAUGGAGCUGUGGAUGGGAAAUGGACAGCACGUCGUAUUCGGGCGGAGUGAGGAAACCAUGACAUGGGCAAUGACCUAUGCAGACAACAGAGACGAAACAGAGUCAUGGUCAAAACUCACAGACCCAAAAACCGUUCUCAAAAUGACAGCUACUAUCCCAGGAUGGCCCGAAGUCGCAGACCGAGUGAUCAAUCGCACUCCCCUUGACCGUCUUCACGAUUUCAAACUGAUGUGGCGAGAGCCACAGCCCUGCUGGGCCUCGCCUAACGGGCGUGUCGUGCAGAUAGGCGAUGCAGCGCACACUUUCCUUCCAUCUUCUGGUAGUGGUGCUACGCAGGGAAUAGAAGACGCGGUUUCAAUUGCUGCCUGCUUGGGUCUUGCUGGGAAGGAUAAUGUUCCCUGGGCUUCGAAGGUUCAUAAUAAAUUACGAUUCGAGCGUGUUGCAUGCCUCCAGAAACUGGGCAUCGUCAACCAAGAGUCCCGGCACCGAUCCGUCAAUUCCAAAAAUGUAUCACAAUCAAAGUCUAAGGGUUUAUUGGCUGCUUGGAUCUGGAGACAUGACCCGGGACGCUACGCAGUCGAAAACUACGAGAAAGUGCUCGCGCAUUUGGUCGAGGGUGUCCCAUUUGCUAAUACCAACAUCCCACCCGGUCAUGUCUAUAAACCAUGGACUAUUGAUGAUCUGCUGGGCGCCAAGGAGCGAGGCGAGGAGAUCGAACUUGAUGGGAACUGGGAUUGA